AUGCCCAUCCUUAAAAAAGGCGGCAAGAAACUCGAUCCGAAAGAAAUAGAUUCGCGUGAUAUAAAUAAUCUUUCCUUCUUUCUUUCUGUCACUCUCCUUUUCUUUCUUUUUCUCUCAGGACACAUGAAUGCACGCUUUCAUCCUAUUCUAUCUAUCUAUCUAUCUAUCUAUCUAUCUAUCUAUCUAUCUAUCUGUGUGAUCAUCAUUGAGAUCCUAUCUAUCUAUCUAUCUAUCUAUCUAUCUAUCUAUCUAUCUAUCUAUCUAUCUAUCAGUGUGAUCAUCAUUGAGAUCCUAUCUAUCUAUCUAUCUAUCUAUGUCUAUGUUUAUGCAUCCGUGUAUAUGUGGUCCAUUGUUCCUUCAAUUGCUCUUUCUUCACACUCUCUCUCUCUCUCUCUUUCUUCUUCUAUAUGUGUAUGUGGUCCAUUUUUCUUUCAACUACUCUUUCCUCGCACUCUCUCUCUUUCUCCCUCUCUCUAUCUGGUCAGUUCUUCAUUUUUCCUAGUUGAACUGAGACGGACCCUUGAAAGUAAUUGCACGCCAGCCGGGAAGAACAAAUGGCGGAUAAAUAAACAGUCUUUUUCCACUGAGAAACAAUAUUUAGUUUUUUCACCUAUUGCUCUUACGGCCGACUGCCCUCUCUGA
This is a messenger RNA of Acanthosepion pharaonis, 642 nucleotides long. The record is from the annotation of a GenBank genome assembly. NCBI's taxonomy places the organism in Eukaryota, Metazoa, Mollusca, Cephalopoda, Sepiida, Sepiidae.